AUGCCCUUUCCCCUUUUCAACAGGCACAAUUCAUUCCGGCGCCACCUGCCUCGUCAGAUGAAUGUCACCAGCGUUGACUUCAGCAUGGACACAGUGCCUCUCCGCCAGUCUUCUACCGUGAGCAUCGGAAGAAUAAAGCCCGAACUCUACAAGCAGAAAUCUGUGGACUCGGAGGACGAGGCCAAAGAGCCCGUGGAGACUUGCGGAAAGCUCAGCUUCUCGCUGCGUUACGACUAUGAGGAGCAAGCUUUGGUGGUGAGAAUCCUCAAGGCCUUGGACCUGCCUGCCAAAGACUUCACGGGCACCUCCGACCCGUACGUGAAGAUCUACCUGCUACCGGAAAGGAAGAAGAAGUUCCAAACGCGCGUCCACCGCAAGAAUCUGAACCCCAUGUUUGACGAGACCUUCUGUUUCCCCGUAGUGUACGAUGAGAUUUGCAACCGCAAGCUGCACUUCAGCGUCUACGACUUUGACCGCUUCACCAGCCACGACAUGAUUGGCGAGGUGGUGGUGGACAACCUCUUUGAACUCUCUGAUCUUUCCAGGGAGGCAGUGGUGUGGAAGGAUAUUCAUGCAGCGACUACA
Plectropomus leopardus (leopard coralgrouper) is the source of this 585-nucleotide messenger RNA. Lineage: Eukaryota; Metazoa; Chordata; Actinopteri; Perciformes; Serranidae. The record is from RefSeq and is a predicted model, not a curated record.